Messenger RNA from Esox lucius (northern pike), 2898 nucleotides. RefSeq names its product interferon regulatory factor 4-like. The record is from RefSeq and is a predicted model, not a curated record. The transcript has 8 exons. Gene Ontology annotation, biological process: regulation of transcription by RNA polymerase II; immune system process. Gene Ontology annotation, molecular function: protein binding; RNA polymerase II cis-regulatory region sequence-specific DNA binding; DNA-binding transcription factor activity, RNA polymerase II-specific. Lineage: Eukaryota; Metazoa; Chordata; Actinopteri; Esociformes; Esocidae. The coding region runs from base 406 to 1809 and encodes 467 amino acids. Gene Ontology annotation, cellular component: nucleus.
CAGUUCUGAAGUUGAUGCAUUGGCGUUGAUGCACUUCUUUGUAUACAUGUAAUUAUAACUUCGUUUUUCCGAUUGCAGAUUUAAGCUUACAAAACAUGAAUAUCAUUAACGUGACAAAUCCAUUCGUUUUUUGUUCUUUAAUUAAAAUAUGUUGUUUUACGUUUGCUGUUUUCUUUUGAUACAAAUACGUAAUCACCUCAACGAAUUGUUAUUUUACUGCGUUUACUCUAAAAGCUUAUACUCUAAACUAAGGAGUAAUAGACUAAUUUCCUGAAAGCAUGGCAUAUUUUAUCGAGCUAGACUUCCCUGAUAACAUGAAUCUCUAGCAUGAAAUGACAUUGGUUUCUGUUGCAUGGUAAGGGACUCAUUGCUUCCCAUAACAUAAUAUUUCCAUCCUUUUACUGCAUGCGCUUUUUGACAGAGAUGAACUUAGAGGAGGACAGCGGCGUGUCAGUGAGUUGUGGCAACGGGAAACUUAGACAGUGGCUUAUCGAUCAGAUUGACAGCAGUAGGUAUCCCGGACUGGUUUGGGAGAACGACGAAAAAAGCAUUUUUAGGAUCCCAUGGAAACAUGCUGGUAAACAGGAUUACAAUCGAGAAGAGGAUGCUGCACUCUUCAAGGCCUGGGCAUUGUUUAAAGGGAAACACAGGGAAGGAGUGGACAAACCAGACCCCCCCACAUGGAAGACCAGACUGAGAUGUGCUCUGAACAAAAGCAAUGACUUUGAUGAGCUGGUGGAUCGAAGCCAGCUAGAUAUUUCAGACCCUUACAAAGUCUACAGAAUCAUACCGGAGGGAGCUAAAAGAGGGAUCAAGAUGGCAGAAACAGCAUCUUCACAGAUGGGCACGGUGAACAGCUACCCUAUGCAAUCUUUAUACUCAUCUCCGCAAAGCCAGGUGUCCGGCAGCUACAUGGGUCCCCUGGACAGGAAGGACUGGAGGGAGUACGGCCACGUGCUGGACCAGCAGCACCAGCCGGCUCAGCACCACCAGACUGGGCACACUGAGCUGCAGUACAACCAGUGCCACUACCCUCUCAGCCGGCCCUGGCACACAGAUAACGGUUUUCAAUUCACAGGCUCGUUUUGUUCCUACCCCUCCUCAGAGUCCCAUCACACAACGUUUACAAUGGACCACAAUAUGUCUAGCAUUUCUGACUUCCGCCUGCAUGUAUCACUGUUCUACCGCGAAUCACUGGUCAAGAAAGUCACCACCUCUAGUCCUGAAGGCUGCCGGAUCACCUCUUCUCCCUGUUCUUCUUCCUCAUCCUCGUCUUCCUCUCCCUCAUCCCCCUGCCCUGAGGACAGGUUGUACAGCGGAGCAGAGACGGUGCUGUUCCCUUCCCCCUACCCCCAGUCCCAGAGGAGGGGGGCUGAGAAGCUCCUUAACGUCCUGGAGAGAGGCGUGCUUCUGUGGUUGACGUCAGACGGGCUCUAUGCCAAGCGACUGUGCCAGAGCCGAGUGUACUGGGAGGGGCCGUUAGCACCCUACACGGACAAACCCAACAAACUGGAGAAAGAACAGACGUGCAAGUUGUUUGACACCCAGCAGUUCCUUACUGAGCUGCAGGGUUAUGCCCACCACAGCCGCCCCAUGCCAAGGCACCUGGUGGUGCUGUGUUUCGGAGAUGAGUACCCAGACCCCCAACGCCAGACGAAGAUGAUCACAGCCCAGGUGGAGCCGAUGUUUGCCAGAGACCUGUUAUACAUCACGCAACAGAGCAGCAAUGCUUAUCUGAGAAGCUACACCGAGAGUUCCCCUCCCAUUCCAGGCGACUACCAGAGAACCGUGCAACACAUGCAGGAGUGACAUCAGGCCCCAAUAGCCAUGGAAAUUACUGUAGAUAGGCCAUGCGAUUUACAUGACAACUACUGACCAGUUGACAAAAUACUCCAGUCUUGGACUGAAAUGCCACACUGUCAUUUCAACAUCUGACUGUAUUGCGCCUCCAUUAAUAUUGUCAAGUCUCAUAUUAUUGAUACAUUUUGUACAGCCUUACAGUUAUUUUAUGUAGUCAAGAAAUAGUUUUAUUUUUUAUUAAAGAAUGUGAAAAACUGAAUACUUGAAUAAUUAGCUAAUCUUUUCAUUGUACAUUGCUGCUGAUACUUUUGUUUUAAUAUACUGCUCGUGAUAUGGGGAUGUGAUUUGUUUAUUUUCCUGCACAUGCCUGUGAAUAGCUGUAGAAAAUUGGUUACACUAAUUUCUCAAUAUUGAGUUUACUUUUUCAACAUUCUUCACACAAAAUUCAUUCAGUGACCACAUCCUUCAAAAUGCAUGCAUUUCCACUCAAAUUCUGGCCAGUGUUACAAAUGUUUACAUACUCUUUUCAAACCUGUUACAGCUACAUCAAAAUAUUACACAAAAACAUGAUUGCAAUUUACUACAAGUUUUAUAUUUUUUACUUAAACAUGCACCCAGCCAUGGCCACAUCAGAUAUCUCUCCUGGAUGCAAUAAAUGCUGGAUUCAUUGAGAAAUGUGCAAGGAUGGAUCAGGCAUGUAAAGAGAUUCUUUCCCAGUUGCAUUGCAAGACAGGACAGGAUAAGGUGUGAUGUGGAUGAUAAUGUGUGGACAAAUGCAGAAGACAGGGUCUGUGUUGCUACAGAUCUGUAUCGAUUGGUAGAUAUCCUAUGUGUAUGUAAAGUGCACACAUUUGAUGUAGUAUAGUUCUGGAAUAACUAGUUUCAUUUAGUUUAUUCUGGAAUAAUUUUGGAUUUAAAAAAAGAAGCAAAUUGUGGCACUUCUGAUUCAUUCUUGUAACUAUGUACAGUAAAUAGAUGCCUUUCUUGUUUUGUAAAGGAAUGUUUGCUUAUUUAUCAAAUUCAAGGAUACAUCUUGUAUCAAAAUGAUUAAUCUUGUAAUGUUAUCUUUUAGUUCUUUUUAGGUGAUUGUGUUAUGAG